UAGCUGCCUUUGCUCAAGGCAAAAGGCUUCAGAACAUGGAGUGCUUCCCCUUUCCAAAAAUGCCUGGGAGUUUAAUUAAACUUCUAAUAUAAACUAGCUGGCAGGAGAGAACACCUUAUCAGCUUGCUGAUUGCUUGCAAUUCCAAGUGACGAUGGGUGCCCUGGCUGUGCUUAUUCUCCCAUUGCUUGUAGUUGGAAUCAGUGGGAUAGUAUAUAUUUAUCGGUCAGUUGUUCAGCUGAUGUCAAAAUCUGUUGUGCGGAGUAAAGUUGUAGUGAUCACGGACGCUGUUUCUGGUAUGGGCAAGGAGUGCUCACGAGUAUUUCACACAGGUGGGGCUAGGCUAGUUCUGUGUGGUAAAGAUUUGGACAAGUUAGAAGCUCUCUAUGAUGCUUUAAACAGCGCGGCUGAUCCUCGUGCAACGUUCACACCGAAGCUUGUCCUUCUAGAUCUCUCUGAUGUAAACUGUGUCCAAGAUGUAGCUAAAGAAAUCCUUGACUGCUAUGGAUGUAUUGAUAUACUCAUUAACAACGCUAGUGCAAAGGUGAAGGGAACAGUGCAGAAUAUCUCCCUGGAGGUUGACCAAAAGAUUAUGGAUGCCAACUAUUUUGGACCUAUAACUCUCACCAAAGCUCUUCUUCCCAACAUGAUCUCCAGAAGAACUGGUCAAAUUGUGUUGGUCAAUAAUAUCCAGGGGAAAUUGGGAGUCCCUUUUCGUGCAGCCUAUGCUGCUUCAAAGCAUGCUGCACUGGGAUUCUUUGACUGCUUGAGAGCCGAGCUGCAAGAAUUUGGUGUCUGUGUCAGUACCGUGACUCCAAGUUUCAUACGCUCAUACCAUGUUCAACCACAGCCUAGCAAAUCAGACUCUUCAAUAUGGAAAUUCUUUUCCAGAAAAAUGGCAUAUGGAGUCCACCCAGAGGAGGUAGCAGAAGAAAUUCUGCGAACAGUGAACAGGAAGAAACAGGAAGUGUUCAUGGCAAAUCCCAUUGCAAAGGCUGCUGUUUACAUUCGCACAUUCUUCCCAGAUAUAUUUUUCGCUGUUGUUGCUGCUGGGGUUAAAGAAAAGCGGAAAACUGAAGAUGAAAAAUGAUUGUGCCUGACUCUCCUUCUCUGGCAGUAGGGUUGCCAGAGCCCCAUAUUUUAUGGGCUCACUGUGUCAAAGCCAUACAA
Euleptes europaea (tarantolino) is the source of this 1168-nucleotide messenger RNA. It is a transcript of the gene DHRS7C, whose product is annotated as dehydrogenase/reductase 7C. The record is from RefSeq and is a predicted model, not a curated record. Gene Ontology annotation, cellular component: sarcoplasmic reticulum membrane. The transcript has 7 exons. Lineage: Eukaryota; Metazoa; Chordata; Lepidosauria; Squamata; Sphaerodactylidae. The coding region runs from base 153 to 1088 and encodes 311 amino acids. Gene Ontology annotation, biological process: regulation of release of sequestered calcium ion into cytosol by sarcoplasmic reticulum. Gene Ontology annotation, molecular function: all-trans-retinol dehydrogenase (NAD+) activity.